Molecule: messenger RNA, 876 nt
Organism: Culex quinquefasciatus (southern house mosquito)
Lineage: Eukaryota; Metazoa; Arthropoda; Insecta; Diptera; Culicidae
Product: serine/threonine-rich protein adg2-like
Exons: 4
Coding region: 1-876 (291 amino acids)
Source: RefSeq, a predicted model, not a curated record
AUGAAUGUUUCGAGUUUUUCGAGUGUUUCGAGUUUUUCGAGUUUUUCGAGUUUUUCGAAUUUUUCGAGUUUUUCGAGUUUUUCGAGUGUUUCGAGUUUUUCAAGUUUUUCGAAUUUUUCGAGUUUUUCGAGUUUUUCGAAUUUUUCGAGUUUUUUGAAUUUUUCGAGUUUUUUGAGUUUUUCGAGUAUUUCGAGUUUUUCGAGUUUUUCGAGUGUUUCGAGUUUUUCGAAUUUUUCGAGUUUUUCGAAUUUUUCGAGUUUUUCGAGUGUUUCGAGUUUUUCAAGUUUUUCAAGUUUUUCAAGUUUUUCAAGUUUUUCAAGUUUUCCGAGUUUUUCGAGUUUUUCGAAUUUUUCGAGUUUUUCGAAUUUUUCGAGUUUUUCGAGUUUUUCGAGUUUUUCGAGUGUUUCGAGUUUUUCGAGUUUUCUGAGUUUUUCGAAUUUUACGAGUUUUUCAAAUUUUUCGAGUUUUUCGAGUGUUUCAAGUUUUUCAAGUUUUUCAAGUUUUUCAAAUUUUUGGAGUUUUUCGAGUUUUUCGAAUUUUUCGAGUUUUUCGAGUUUUUCGAGUGUUUCGAGUGUUUCGAGUUUUUCGAGUUUUUCGAGUAAUCGACAACAUUGUGCGAAACUCAGAAGGAAAAGUUCAAGCCAACAACAACAACAUUACCGGUUGUUGCAGUUUUCAAUCUGCCGAGUUAAGCAGCUGCACGAUUAUGGGGUUCACAAACAAUCCAGCACACCACAGAUCGAUCCCCCACACAUGACGUCGUCGUCGUCGCAGACGUCGUCGCCGCAAAGAAACCCGAAGCCCGAGCCUCCGUCGGUCACAUCGGACGUCGCGUCGCAACCACGCUUUCAGUCGGUUCGGAGCUUUCGCGCGUAA